Messenger RNA from Penicillium hordei, 1125 nucleotides. RefSeq lists its product as uncharacterized. The transcript is spliced from 2 exons. The record is from RefSeq and is a predicted model, not a curated record. Gene Ontology annotation, biological process: anaphase-promoting complex-dependent catabolic process. Gene Ontology annotation, cellular component: anaphase-promoting complex. Lineage: Eukaryota; Fungi; Ascomycota; Eurotiomycetes; Eurotiales; Aspergillaceae. The coding region runs from base 1 to 1125 and encodes 374 amino acids.
AUGCUCACCCUUUCAUCCAUCACCCCGCGCGAUUCCCACGAACUUUGGUUCGGAUCUUCUCAGCCAUAUCGCUCUAUCUCAGAUCAACAAGCUGGCGACAAUUCCGCUGCCAACCACCUCGCCCGACGCAACGCCAGCGGCACUCCCAGCAGUCAUCGCUCAUUAAUGCCGUCCCGCUCUUCUGCCAACACAAUCGCUACAUUAGCUGCAGAAGAACGCUCGCUACGCUCUCGAAAAUUGAACAUCGCGUCGUUCGGAUACUCAUGGAUCAGGCCGGCGGGAUGUGCGAAGACAAUGCUCGGUAUGAAAGAGGAAGAAGCGGAGCGUGAAGAGGCGCUACAAGCUGCUGCGGCUGAGAUGGAAGCUGUAGAAGGUGAAGGAAUUAUGGAUGAUGACAUGGGGAUGCAGACCGGGGAAGUCGAAGAGGACGAAGGCAUGGAACGCGAUUUGGAUGAUGAUAUCCCCAACGCGGAGGAGGAGGCCUCGGGUCUUAUCGAGGAAGGCGAAGAGGGACUCGAGGAAGAUAACAUUGGCGACGAAGGAGAAUACAUGGAGCGCGACUUGGAUGAUGACAUUCCCGAAGGGUUCCCCGAUGAUGACUAUGAGGGCUCAGGCCUGUAUGAUGAUGACGAUGAUGAUGACGAAGAGGAUGAUUUCGACAACCAGCCUGAUCUGGAUGCGGAGAUACCUGCCGCCGACAGUGAGAGUGUGAGCGAAGGCAUGACGCGCGACCUUGACGAUGAUAUCCCUGAUGCUGCAGAGCAAGGCUCGGAGCAAGAAGGGGAAUGGCAGCACACAGACAGCGAAGAAGAGCUGAGUGACGAGGAUGAUGAAAAUGAACCCAGUAUCAUUCAAACCAGAUUUGCCGAGAACUUCCGCACCAGCACGCCAAACAGCCGUGGUGGUUUGCCUCAACCUCCGACUCUGCGCCGCGAGCCCGAGACUGAAGCCCAGCGCCGUUUCCUCAAUCGCUGGAGCGGUGGUGGCGAUGCAUUUGAUUCUAGCAGCAUGCUUUACAGUGAUGAAGACCUGCGUGCAUCCAUAACCAGUCAGGGCAGUCGACGAAGCGGGUUUGCGAGAAGGUUCCCGCGGCACAUCGGUAGGCCCAGGGAUAGUCUAAACUAG